AUAAGUGAGACAAAAAAAAAUGUAAAAAAAAAAAACAAGCAUGGGAGGGGGAAGAAGGGAAAGGACAAGUGAGGGAGGGAGAGACACAGAGAGAUGAGUCUGUGCAACCAGGGACGAGCAAAGCCAGACUGAGAUCAGGGGAGGCUGGAGCCAUGUCCAAGGAGGUAGACGGCCAAUGUGAGACGUCCAGCCUCUCAGUGCAUGUCACCUCUGCAGGAGAAGACAAGAAGAGGAAGCGCUGAAGACAUUCUAUAUACCCACUGUAUCCUGGCAGCUGCAGAGAUUAUUCCUGAGCGCUGGAUCACAGACACCCACAGACUGGCACAGGCAUCCACAUAUACACAGAGGACCACUCAUGAGAACAUGGCAAGCAGUGAUGAAGAUCUGAUCGGCAUUCCAUUCCCUAACCACAGCAGCGACAUCCUAUGUGGACUCAACCAACAGCGACAUGAUGGCUUCCUCUGUGACGUCAUCCUCAUCAUCCAGGACCAAGAGUACCGCACGCACAGAUCCGUCCUAGCAGCCUGUAGCAAAUACUUCAAGAAGCUCUUCACCACAGGAUCUGUGGUCGACCAACCCUACAUUUAUGAAAUUGACUUUGUUAAACCAGAAGCCUUUUCUGCCAUAUUGGAAUUUGCUUACACGUCAACGCUGACAAUCACCACGGCCAACGUCAAACAUAUCCUGGAUGCGGCUGAGAUGUUGGAGAUCCAAUGUAUUAUUAAUGUCUGCUUGGAAAUCCUGGAGGCACCAAGAGAUGGUGAAGAGGAAGAGGAGGAAAAGGAGGAGGAUGAUGAUGAUGAAGAUGAAGAUGAGGAUGAAGAUGACACAAAAGACUUUGUGAACCAGGAGAAUCAAAUGAAUAUUCAGGAAAGCAGCUGCCACCAAAGCCCUUCUGCAUCGGACCAUCCAGAAGAAAGCUACCAUGGAUCUCAGAAGGACAUACCAGCCCAAUACUCUUCCACCCAUAAUUCUUCUGGCCACCAAAGUGCAGUCAAGGACUUCUCAAUCGAGUCUUUAUUAAGUGAAGACUCACAUCCUAAAAAUAACACGUCAGACAAAAGGCCGACCAUUUCUCAUUUUGUUCCAGGCUUUUUUCCGCAGCUUUGGAAUGGAGAUCUGACGGCCUUUUCCCAACUCCAAGAGCAGCAGGUCGAUAUCGGACCCCUAAAUCUUGUGAUCAAAGAUAAGAAAAUUAAAGAGGAGGCGAACGAUGAGAUACCAACCCUUCCCUUUCCCACUGAUUUCUUCAAAGAUAUGAUCCUGGACCAUUCCUCCAAACACUUAGGGCAGAUCAAGGCAGAGAUGGACUACAGUGCCUACCUUAGCUUUCUCAGUGCUGCUCACUUGGGUAUGUUUCCACCAUGGCCUUUGGAAGAAGAGAGGAAAAUAAAGCCAAAGGCUUCUCAACAAUGUCCCAUCUGUCAUAAGGUCAUCAUGGGAGCUGGAAAACUUCCAAGACACAUGAGGACGCAUACAGGAGAAAAGCCAUACAUGUGUACCAUCUGUGAGGUCCGAUUCACCAGGCAGGACAAGCUGAAGAUUCACAUGCGGAAACAUACUGGGGAGCGGCCAUAUUUGUGCAUCCACUGCAAUUCUAAAUUUGUCCACAACUACGACCUUAAGAACCACAUGCGCAUCCACACAGGGAUCCGGCCUUACCAGUGCGAGUUCUGCUACAAGAGCUUUACCAGGUCUGAUCAUCUCCACCGCCACAUCAAGAGACAGAGCUGUCGAAUGUCCAGGCCCAGGAGAGGCAGGAAGCCGGCCUACUGGAGAACUUCCAGUCUACUGUUUGCCCGCAACAACCGUCCGGAAGAUGAGACCUUUGUUAUGAUGCCACCAAGUCUGGAGAGCGGUGGUAACCACCGGGCUAAUGGGACUAUGGGUGUACCGGGGCCUAGUCCUAAACAUCUACUUGAAGAACCUAAAAACAUUCUCAAUUUGAAAGAUUUGGACAAACAAUAUGAGGACUCUCAGCUGAAGCUGUUAGAGAGAACGCAUCUGGAGUCGGACAGGCAUGGUGGACUUUAUGCAUUUUCAUUGGCACACAAUGAGAAUAUCUCCCCUCAGCCGUUCUUUGUAGGAACAGCUGAUUCUUGGAAUAUGACACUGAACCAUGCUCCACUUUCCGAUGCUCGUAACUAAACCAAAACUAUUGGCUUCAAGAGGGCACCACUUCAUGAAAGCAGCCAUGUUGUGGACUGUAUCAAUCUACCAAUGACACGGGGCUAAAAGUACAGUUCCUGAUUGGCUGUACUCGGACACAAGCAAUGGCUGCCAUAAUCAUUGACCAGGUGGCCGGUCCACAUCAACGAACCAACACGCACGCCAUUGUAUCCCUUGUAGAUUCAUUUCUUUCUUAUUAUAUUGAGAUCUAUACUUGUGUAUGGAUAUUGACAGUCGACGAUUCAUUCCAAAGAAGCACAGCUAUGGUAUAUAUAUGUAUAGUAUGACUAUAUGUAUAUAUGGGAGUAUAAAGUUCAUUUUAUGCAUGUAAACUUUUUUUUUUUUCUUGUAGUAAACUUUUUGACAUUAGGUAAAGACCUGGAGUUGUAGUGUACGCUCUCUGGCAAUAAUUUAUUGUAAGAUUGAGUAUUGGGUAUUAAAUCUCAGAUUAUACAAGGGGCUUAAUAUAAUGGGGACCAUUUAUAUAAAUGUCUGCGGAGAGGUUUUUUGGGGAAGAUCUGGGUGAAGACAGAUGCAUAACUUGAAUGAUUCGGUCAAGUGGAAAUCUGUGAGAAGAUCCUAUACCUACAAUAUACUAUUUAUACUGGUGUAUUGAUAUGUGGCCUCCUCAAACUUCUGAACCAGUGUGGAACUGCUACCUCUGCACCCCCUAUACCCAUUUAGGGGUGUAAAUUAAAUGUACAUCAAAAUCUAUAAUAGAUUCUCCCACCUACCAUGUGCCAUCUAUAACCAUGAUUUAUUCUCAUGUGGCAUAAAAGCCUUUGGGCCCCCUAAAUCACCAGGGUGCUACUGCCACUGUAGCUAGGGUUGCCACCUGGCUGGUAUUUUACCAGCACAUCGGCAUUUUGGCCACCCUGCCGCAAUUUUUAUAUUGAAAAUACCAGCAAUGCAAUGGCUGAUAUUUAUCCAACCAAUCCUCCAACUCCCGGAAUGUUGCACCAUAUACUAUACCA
Hyla sarda is the source of this 3143-nucleotide messenger RNA. RefSeq names its product zinc finger and BTB domain containing 7C (gene ZBTB7C). Bases 202 to 2148 code for a protein of 648 amino acids. NCBI's taxonomy places the organism in Eukaryota, Metazoa, Chordata, Amphibia, Anura, Hylidae. Gene Ontology annotation, biological process: regulation of transcription by RNA polymerase II. The transcript has 3 exons. Gene Ontology annotation, molecular function: DNA-binding transcription factor activity, RNA polymerase II-specific; protein binding; RNA polymerase II cis-regulatory region sequence-specific DNA binding. The record is from RefSeq and is a predicted model, not a curated record.